This is a messenger RNA of Aspergillus melleus, 1008 nucleotides long. RefSeq lists its product as uncharacterized. The transcript has a single exon. Gene Ontology annotation, molecular function: carbon-oxygen lyase activity, acting on phosphates. Bases 1 to 1008 code for a protein of 335 amino acids. NCBI's taxonomy places the organism in Eukaryota, Fungi, Ascomycota, Eurotiomycetes, Eurotiales, Aspergillaceae. The record is from RefSeq and is a predicted model, not a curated record.
AUGCACGACACUGCGGCAAAAGCAAUACAAUCAUUUGUGGUAGGCCUCGAAUGCGACCUUCGUCGAUUUCCUGUCCCCGACGAUCCCAAGUUGAUUGACGCCGCACAUAAAGCCUGUCUCCAGCAUAUUCCCUCUGAGGAACAUCGUCGAAAGGUCAUUCCCCUCCUAUCCGUGGCCUUGCUCUGUGCGACACAGGUGUACCCAAGCCUUCCCUUUGAAGUGCGACUUCUGAUCACUGUCUAUACCGCCAUGUUUGCAUACAUCGACGCUUACGAUGACGAUGACCUGAUCCGCAAUCUCGAUCAAUUUGCCAUAUACUUUAGCAGGGGCGCUACCCAGACAGACCCGUGCCUGAACUACCUAGCACAUCUACUCGCGGUAGAAGUGCCGAACCUUUGGGGUCCAGUUGCCUGUUCAUGCAUAGUGAAAGCCACGAUGGAUAUGGUAGCCGGCUCCCUACUCGAAAAACGCUUCCCAUCGGGGUUCGAGCGACUCGCGCAGAAUUUCCCGGCGUUUUUGCGUCGCAAGACCGGGGACUCAGAAGCCUACGUUCUGUUCAAUUUCCCGGAGUUGCUUUUCCCUGAGUCAGAGUACCUAGGCCUAUACAUACAUUCUCUUCCCGGCGCAAUCGAAAUCAGCGACUUUAUCAAUGACAUCAUGUCUCAUUACAAGGAGUCGAUUGUAGGUAAUGAACAGAACACCUACAUUGUCAACGAGGCAAGGAGGCAGGAACGCUCGUCGGCUGAGAUCCUCGAUCAAACCUGCCAGAACACUUGGGCGAUGCAUCAGCAUCUCCAGCAGAAGCUUGCAGCUGCAGACGAACGAGUACUGCAGGCUUAUUGCUCGUUCGUGGAUGGGAUGGCAGGCUACCACAUUGUGGAUCCUCGCUAUCGGCUGGGUGAGGUAGGCUUGGCUAUCAAGGAUGGGAUCUUGUUUACGAAACACGAAAUGAGCGGGCAAGGCAUACGAUCCCAGUCCAACACUUUUCCCGGGCACCGUGGAAUGUGA